AUGUCGGCGCCACCACCGGAAAAGGGCGACAGCGCGAGCGGGGCAGCAGUAGACCAGUCGUCGCCGGCGAGGCAGGAUUUCGAGAGCCACGAUUGGGAGAGCGACGCACAGUGGCAGCGCUACCUGCAGGGGGUGGAGCUCCCCGCUCUCCCCACUCUCGAGGCCGCCGCUCUACGCCGCCUGAAGCGCAAGUACUGGCUGCGCUCCGUGGAUCCAUCGGCCACCUUCCCAUCGGACAGCAACGACCAGCCUGCUGCCCCACCCGCCGCGCAGGGCAGCACGCCCCCCGCCGCCGCCGCCUCCUCCUCCUCCUCGGCAUCAUCGGGGACGAAUCGUGAGGGCACGUCGGGACCGACGAGCAGUGGCAGUGCGGGAUCGGCCUCCGGGCGGCAGGGCGCAAGCGGACAAUGGCCGCGAGGGCUUGGGCUGGUGGGCGCGGCCGACGUGGCUGCCAAUGCGGCCGUGGUGCUGAGUGCACUGGCCCUCCUCCUCGCCGGCGUCUCGGCGGCUUACCGGUGGCUCCUCCUCGCCGUGUGUGCCACCUGCGCUCUCCACCUCUACCGCACCCUCGGGUCGCCUCAAUUCUCGCGGGAGUACCUGGCGCGGCUGAUGGCCACCGACAGCACGCACUAUCUCCUCCUCGCGCUGGUUUUCUUGAACGAGACCCCCGUCUUGUUGCUGGUGCCCGUGGUGGCGAUCUACGCGCUCAUCAACACGGCCACCUACGCCUCGGCCCUGGUCAGCGACGCGAGCGGCCUUGGUCACUAUGUCCGAUUGGGGACGUCGUACGUGCUGGCCAAGAGGGAGCAGCUGUACUUUGCGGCCGCCUAUCUGGAGAUCCUCCUGCUGCCCCUCAUGGUGAUCAAGUUUUUCCAGGGGUAUGUGGGGCUGAUGGGAGUGGUGCUGUACUUCCAGUUCGUGUCGGCGCGCUACCGAUCCAAUAGCCGAGCCCGCGGCGUUGCCACGAGCCUGCUAGGCCAGCUGGAUACCGUGGUGUACACCUACCUCCCCUCCCCGGUCGGCGCCCUCUACCACCGCCUGCGCCCAGGCUGA
Acanthamoeba castellanii str. Neff is the source of this 1053-nucleotide messenger RNA. RefSeq names its product Transmembrane protein 33 family protein, putative. Gene Ontology annotation, biological process: endoplasmic reticulum tubular network organization; membrane organization. The coding region runs from base 1 to 1053 and encodes 350 amino acids. Gene Ontology annotation, cellular component: membrane; endoplasmic reticulum. The transcript is spliced from 6 exons. Lineage: Eukaryota; Discosea; Longamoebia; Acanthamoebidae. The record is from RefSeq and is a predicted model, not a curated record.